AUGAUCGUGUUGUGGGUUACGCUCCUUCUUCUCCAUCAAGGAUAUACACUUGUUCCAGUAACUACAGUUCAACUUGGGGAAACUGUCACCAUCCCAUGUAAUCUGCCAGCGAUUCAGACCAUUCGUAAAGAAGUCCACUGGUACAAGCAGAGUGCCGGGGACACUCUGAAAGUAAUUUGGACAAUGAGGGAAUCUGCAACACCUAAGUUUGCACCUGAGUUUAAUAACUCCAGACUGAAGGUAAAUCAAAAUAAACACUUUACCAACCUGACCAUUUUGAAGACAAAUCAAGAGGAUGAGGGAAUGUAUCACUGUGGAUCCACAGAAUGGCGUAAGAAUACUGAAUGGACCGGGACGUAUUUGUUGGUAAAAGGAAACACACAGAGAACAUCAAACUACACUUUUGUUGAGGAGAAAGUCCAUCCAGGAGACUCUGUGACUCUUCAGUGUUCAGUCCUCUCCAGCUCUAACAGAAAGACAUGUCCAGGAGGUCACAGUGUGUUCUGGUUCAGGGAAGCAAAUACAUCUCAUCCUGGCAUCAUAUACACCUAUGGAAACAGACAUCAUGAAUGUGAGAAAAGAUCUGAAAAUGAGCAGACUUGUGUUUAUCGCUUGUCUAAGAACAUCAGCUCCUCUGAUUCUGGGACUUACUACUGUGCCGUGGCCACAUGUGGAGAAAUAUUAUAUGGAAAUGGAACAAAACUGGACAGUCGAGGUACCUGUGAUUACAUUAAUGAAAGAUAA
Messenger RNA from Pelmatolapia mariae (spotted tilapia), 744 nucleotides. Its product is annotated as signal-regulatory protein beta-2-like. Gene Ontology annotation, biological process: response to bacterium. NCBI's taxonomy places the organism in Eukaryota, Metazoa, Chordata, Actinopteri, Cichliformes, Cichlidae. The transcript is spliced from 3 exons. The coding region runs from base 1 to 744 and encodes 247 amino acids. The record is from RefSeq and is a predicted model, not a curated record.